Arabidopsis thaliana (thale cress) is the source of this 909-nucleotide messenger RNA. Its product is annotated as UvrABC system protein C. The record is from RefSeq and is marked reviewed. Lineage: Eukaryota; Viridiplantae; Streptophyta; Magnoliopsida; Brassicales; Brassicaceae. The transcript has a single exon. Bases 162 to 725 code for a protein of 187 amino acids.
UCGCAAUUUUCAUUUUUUCUUUACGUCGUAAAGAUAUAUACUUCAUCUGCUCAAAGAAAACGUUUGUCUUAAACCCUUCUCCGUCUUGGGGUUUUCUUUGGAUUCCAUACAUUACAUAUACACAAAAUAAUCAGUUAUUAUUUCUAACUUAUGUAGCAAAAAUGGGUAACUGCGUAUUCAAAGGCAAUGGUGGUUCAAGAAAAUUAUACGAUAAAGAUGAUUCGUUGAUAAAAGUGGUGACUCCAAACGGUGGCGUGAUGGAGCUUCAUCCUCCCAUCUUCGCCGAAUUCAUCACCAACGAAUUUCCCGGCCAUGUCAUCCACGACUCUUUAAGCCUCCGCCACUCAUCUCCACCGCUUCUCCACGGCGAAGAACUCUUUCCCGGUAACAUCUACUACCUCCUUCCUCUUUCUUCUUCCGCAGCCGCGACCGCUCAACUGGAUUCCUCCGACCAACUAUCAACGCCGUACAGAAUGUCUUUCGGGAAGACGCCGAUAAUGGCGGCUUUGAGUGGCGGUGGUUGUGGAGUGUGGAAGGUGAGGCUUGUGAUAAGUCCGGAGCAGUUGGCGGAAAUUCUUGCGGAGGAUGUGGAAACGGAAGCGUUGGUGGAAAGUGUGAGGACGGUGGCGAAGUGUGGCGGUUACGGCUGCGGCGGAGGAGUUCAUUCGAGAGCGAAUUCAGACCAGCUAAGCGUUACGAGUAGCUUUAAAGGGAAAUUGUGGUAAAAUUUCGAAUUAUGAAUAAACUACGUUUAUGUUUUAAUCUGUUUCACGAUUUAAGCAUUUAAAUUAGUAUGUUGAUUUCCGUAUUCAUUGAAGACUUGGAACGAUUAUAUAAGUUUAUCAACGUAGAUAUAUUUGAAAUAUCAUUGUUAUCUCUCAUGAAACAAUUAAUUUAUGAAGUCGUAGA